Molecule: messenger RNA, 1119 nt
Organism: Entelurus aequoreus (snake pipefish)
Lineage: Eukaryota; Metazoa; Chordata; Actinopteri; Syngnathiformes; Syngnathidae
Product: G-protein coupled receptor 4-like
Exons: 3
Coding region: 216-1097 (293 amino acids)
Biological process (GO): G protein-coupled receptor signaling pathway
Cellular component (GO): membrane
Molecular function (GO): G protein-coupled receptor activity
Source: RefSeq, a predicted model, not a curated record
CAGACGCCGUGUUCCCAGCACUUGCUGAGCGCAGGUCGUAGCAGCAACAGUGAGAUUGAGAGCGAGCCGCAUCCUGAGGUGAGCAAGUUUAAACUGGAGUGGAUUGUUGUUCACGUGAUGGCCACCUGCUCUGUGCUGAUUUGCGAGUUGGAACCCAACUAGAAAGGAAAAUGACAUAAGGAACUCACAUGUGAAGGCGUUUGUCCAGCAGAGACAUGUCCAAUGACAGCUGCGGCCUUCCCUUGGACACAGACGUCUUCGGCCUGACUUGCAUCUAUGGCCUAGUCUUCUCCUUGGGCCUGCCCAGCAACCUGCUGUCCCUGUGGGGACUCUACCACCUGGGUCGCACAGGUAACGGAGGCUGCCAGCGAGUCUACAUCCUCAACUUGCUGCUGUCCGACCUUCUGCAGUUGCUCACCCUGCCCUUGUGGAUCCUGUACCUUCAGGGCGGCCACCGCUGGCCCUACGGCCCACUUCCUUGCGAGCUGGUAGGCUACGUGUUCUACGUCAAUGUCUACGCCAGCGUCAUGUUCCUGUGCCUGAUAGCGCUGGACCGCUGCCUGGCCAUCGUGUUCCCAAUAAGCAGCCGCAGGUAUCCAGUCAGCCCCAAAUACGCCCACUUCAAAAUCACCACUGUGGCUCUGGGAUUCCUGUUGCCGUGCACCAUACUUGGCUACACCUCAGCCCACAUCGGAGUGACCCUUCGCCGCUCUCCCUCAUUGUCGGCCCACGAGCGCCACAAAAUUGUGGGCAUCCUGGUGGUGAUCACAGUCAACUUCAUUGCCGUGUUCGGACCCUACCACCUGGUGGGCGGCUACAGAUUUGCCUCGCUGCUGCAGGCUGACGAGCCGUGCGCCCUGGAGCGCUCCAUCUUCCUGUUCUACCGACUGUGCUAUGGGAUGACCAGCCUCAACGCGCUGCUUGAUCCUCUCUUCUACAUUUUUCUGUGUGCCGACGCCCGGUUGGAGCUGCGGAGGUCACUACCCUGCUCGGGCCGGGGCCAAAGCGCUCGCAAACAGAUGACUUUGACCACGACAGUUCACCAGGAAGCCAAGGAACAGAGGGAAAGUGGCCAUAAUAAUCUUUCAGUUGAAUAGAUCAGGUUUGAGACACAGCAAA